AUGACCUUGGACAUGCUGAAUGAAUCCGGCAACUCAUGGCAGGUGACGUCCUACAUGGAUAACAACUCGGCUUUUGGCGAGUUCAUAGUGGACAACACGGCUCCAACGUUGCCAGUUACAAAGAGCAGUGUGACCUUCGAGGCCUUAUCGUCAUCCGUCACAUCUCUCUCAACCACGGAGCUGAAUGAAUGCACCAACAAGCCUUGCCUACAUGGAGGCUGUGUGAACCAAGAUGGCGGACACAAGUGCACCUGCUCACCUGGAUGGACUGGACAGAACUGUCAGCGAGACCUGAAUGAAUGUACCAAAAAGCCUUGCCUACAUGGACGCUGUGUGAACCAAGAUGGUGGAUACAAAUGUACCUGCUCACCUGGAUGGACUGGACAGAACUGUCAGCGAGAUAUAGAUGAGUGCAACAACAAUCCUUGCCAACAUGGACGCUGUGUGAACCAAGAUGGCGGAUACAAAUGUACCUGCUCAUCUGGAUGGACUGGACAGGACUGUCAGCACGAUGUAGAUGAGUGUGCCAAAAACCUGUGCCAACAUGGAACCUGUGUGAACCAAGAUGGCGAAUACCAAUGUACCUGCUCACCUGGAUGGACUGGACGGAACUGUCAAAAAGAUGUAGAUGAGUGUGCCAGAAAUCUGUGCCAACAUGGAACCUGUGUGAACCAAGAUGGCGGCUACAAGUGUACCUGCUCACCUGGAUGGACUGGACAGAACUGUCGGCAAGCCUUGCGAUGUCCGGCUGGAUGGAGGAAAUAUAACAACCACUGCUACAAGCUGAUGACAGAUCGAACCAGUUGGUCUAAAGCGAAGUUACGAUGUGCAAAACACGGCGCAAUUCUGGCCUCCAUCAAAGACGCAAAAGAGAACAGAUUCAUUACACGUCGCAUCUUGAAUGCACGGGCAGAUACAUACGUCUGGAUGGGACUGUAUAAACAAUCUGGAUGCUGGAAGUGGACAGAUGGGUCACCUAUUAACUACAGAAACUGGGCUCGGGGCGAGCCUAACAACUAUCUCCUGGCUAAUGAGGAAUGUGGCCAUUUGUAUCACAAGGUGUGUGAUUUUUUUCUAUCAACGUAG
This is a messenger RNA of Branchiostoma belcheri (Belcher's lancelet), 1086 nucleotides long. RefSeq names its product fibropellin-1-like. NCBI's taxonomy places the organism in Eukaryota, Metazoa, Chordata, Leptocardii, Amphioxiformes, Branchiostomatidae. The record is from RefSeq and is a predicted model, not a curated record. Gene Ontology annotation, molecular function: calcium ion binding. The transcript is spliced from 8 exons. The coding region runs from base 1 to 1086 and encodes 361 amino acids.